AUGAGACCGAGGGCCCGGAGAGCCCUAGUACAACUCUUCAUCUUCGCCUUCUUCCUGAAUAUAAUCCUAAUCCUGAACUGGCCCCAAUCAAAGGCUAAAUCCUUCCCAUGGGCUAAAAUCCGAUAUCAAACCCGCGCCACCACCUUCCCGUCUCAGCGCGGCAUAUGUCCAAAUCUCUCAACCUCGAAAAAACCCGCACUGGUCGUCUCUCGGGUGGAAUCAGAUGGCACUGCAUUCUGGUUAGACAAACUUGCUGAUAAAUACACAUUAUGUAUCUACGAUGUCGAUAUUGCGGGACAAGAAACAUCCGCGCAUGGAAGUUCCGACUCAUCCUCUGGAUAUCUUCAAGUCCCUGCAAACCGAGGCCAUGAAGCAAUGGCCUACUUGACAUUUCUGAUUGACAACUAUGAGAACUUCCCUUCCGCCGGCGCAGUAUUCAUUCACGGCUCACGCUGGGCCUGGCAUAAUGAUGCGCCGGAUUACGACAAUGCGGCGCUACUGCGUGAUUUGGAUAUUCCCGCCGCUUUGGCGCCUUCGGGCUACCACAAUUUGCGCUGCGACUGGAGCGCAGGUACUUGUUCAUCUACAGUUCCGGCCCAGGGUAGUCUAGAGAUGAGACUACAGUCAGCCGUGACGCCGUGGAGCGCGCGUGCGGCAUCGGAUAUGGCGCUGCCCGGAGCACUAGCAUCGCUUUUCGGAGGCAUGGAUGGAUGGAAGCUGGCUAAGCUGGGGAGGAAUGAUGCAGUGAGGGCCCAGUGCUGUGCGCAGUUUGUUGUUUCCCGUCAACGAGUUUGGCAACACACCAAGGCGGAGUAUGUCGCCUUGCGCCAGUGGCUAUUAGAUGGAAGUGCGAGGACAACCUCGAGGAGAAAUCAGAAUGGGGCGGUUGCGCCUGCGGAUGACAAAGUUGCUGGUCGAAUCUUGUCUUAUCUCUGGCAUAUUCUGUUUGCGGAACCUGGGGCUGAUGGGCUUAUUGGACUAGAGUCUUUGAAUAAGGCUUCGUGCCCGAGUGCACAAGAGUGCUAUUGUCGAUUGUACGGGCGAUGCAAGCUUCAAUGUACUAAUCCAGGAAGUUGUCGGGGGCAAUAUUCGGUGCCGCAGUACUAUAAACUGCCGGAUGACUGGGCUGAAACGCAUUCAUGA
This is a messenger RNA of Penicillium waksmanii, 1143 nucleotides long. RefSeq names its product DUF3431 domain-containing protein. The record is from RefSeq and is a predicted model, not a curated record. The coding region runs from base 1 to 1143 and encodes 380 amino acids. NCBI's taxonomy places the organism in Eukaryota, Fungi, Ascomycota, Eurotiomycetes, Eurotiales, Aspergillaceae. The transcript has a single exon.